AAAUAAGUGGCCUAUAAUUUAAGGAGGUUCACGUCCUCAAGGGAGGGGGAGUCUUUGACUUGCGCUUUCUCCGUAAAGAAUGAGCACACAGCAAUUUUUUCUUGAACUUAAUUUCAGACUCUAUGCAAGUUAUCUGAAUGGAAAUAAUCCUAACCAAUCGCAUGUCAUGGCACAAAAGAUGUGACAGUUAUUCCUGUAAUGACAGCACUUGAUAAGAGAAAUCAACAUGGGAAAACACCAAUCGAAACAUGCUUGUAAACGAAGAGAAAACCCAGAGGGAGGCGCUUUCAAAGAGGCUGACUGUACUGAAGUCGACAGAAACGAAGAUAAGCAGGAUCUGUGUGGGAAAGAUAAAAAAGGAGAUCAAUUAGAUAAUUAUUAUGCACUGGAGGUAACACUGCCAAAUGAGAGAGGAACAGAGGAUCACAAAUCUUUUCUUUCUUCUACCAAAAAUGAAAGACAACAUCCACUCAAAGUUACAAGGAUAAAAGGAACAAGCGAUGAUGUGGAGUGUAAUGCAUCUCUCGUGGAUGACAACUUUAACGAGUGGGUAAUUACACUGUACGAUUUUGACAACAAUGGCAAAGUAACCAAAGAGAAUAUGUUAAGCUUGAUGCGUACGAUCUAUGAAUUGCUUGAGACUUCUGUCAGACAGUUGGUGCUUAGCAAUGGCACAACCCUGCGUGUGAAGUUAAGCGUCAACUCAUUACCCAAAGGCAACAGAAAAGAUCAGGACAAUAAAAUGUUCAUGAGAGAAAGAGAUCAAAUGGAAGAUGGCCUACGGUGUACAGAGAGUCAACAUACUCAAAGAGGACAGAGAUCAGGUCAUUCAAGUGUUUCAGAGAGAAAGCACUACUCUGUAGAUGAAAACACAGAACGUAGAAACCACUAUCUGGAUCUGGCUGGGAUUGAGAACUACACCUCUCGGUUUGAAGCUGAACCAUCUGCCGAGGAUCAACAUCAGGACAUCCCAUCCCGUGGCCAUCAGCGUCGCUCCCAUAUCGAGACCUGCAGUCCUGUGGAGUCUUCCGGAAGGUCUGUUUCUUUCCUCAGGUCCCUCCGGAGCCGAAGCAAGUCUGUUGGUGGAAGCGGAGGAACAGCCAAACCCAGCAAACUCCAUGGACAUCACCCUGUAACCUGGUGCCACCCAUCACAGCAGCAGCAACAACAUCAGCAGCACAGCUCUAGCAAACGCAUCCGCACCAGGACCCGCGAGACCACUAGAACCAGUCAAGGUCCAGAGCUGCAAACUGGACAACCUGUCCUUCUUGGGGGCUUUAAGCCUGUUCCUCAAAGACAUGAGCACCAUCAUCACCAUGAACAUCACCACCAUCAUCAUCAUUACCACCCAGCAUAAGAGGUCUGAAAAUCUCCAUGUCAUCAAGUGACUGUCUUAGCAGCAGACUGGAUGAGUUUUUACAAAAAGGAAAUUUGAAUGAAUUAUACUUUGAACAUUUCUGCAAUUAAAAGGGCUACACCACUUUUUUUAUCCUGCCCAUGUACAUACAAGUCUCAGUCAACAUGAUUCUACAUUUACUUUGCAUCAGUAUGUUGGUAUGGAGUGCCCCCAUGUGGGUGGAAGUGGAAUUGUUUAGCUCAAACUUUUGUAACCCAUAACUUGAUCAAAUGCAACUGUUUUGUAAUGUCUGGAUUUGUCAGGUUUAGGAUACCAGUUUCCUCAGGAAUAUUUUCUAUAUAAACAUGACCACUAUUAUUGUGUUAGUCUAUAUAUUUACAUAUAUACACAUUUUAUAUAACUUAUUAUAUAUGUUCUUACGCAUGUAUUUUAAGAGUCAGCUUAAUAGACACUCAAACUAUUAUAGAUACAAUGUUUUUUUACAAUCAUACCGCAUGUUUAUGUUCUGAAUGGAGCUGCUAAUAUUAUUUUAAUAUUAUGAAAAUGUCACGCUUUAUGGAUGAUAAGGUUGGACGUAUAAUGUACUAAGUGAAAAUAAAAGCUUAAAUAGGAAAACAAAUGUACCAUAAGAAAAACAACAUUAGAAAAAUGUAAAAACAUGUCACAUGCCAAUGAAUUUUUCAUCUGUGUACAAUAGUAAUGACUUGUAAUAUUUUUACAGUUCAAAUUUUUCAUCCACUAAUAAUAUUGCUGUAAAA
Misgurnus anguillicaudatus (oriental weatherfish) is the source of this 2115-nucleotide messenger RNA. Its product is annotated as protein naked cuticle homolog 2. Gene Ontology annotation, biological process: negative regulation of Wnt signaling pathway. Gene Ontology annotation, cellular component: cytoplasm. Gene Ontology annotation, molecular function: calcium ion binding. The record is from RefSeq and is a predicted model, not a curated record. NCBI's taxonomy places the organism in Eukaryota, Metazoa, Chordata, Actinopteri, Cypriniformes, Cobitidae.